AUGGAGACAAGCAGAAGAAGAACAACAUACAAGCAGAUUGAAUCGGCAUGGAGACAAGCAGAAGAAGAACAACAUACAAAUAGAUUGAAUCGGCAUGGAGACAAGCAGAAGAAGAACAACAUACAAAUACUGCUGCUGCUGCUGCUGCUGUCUCCGUAUCAGCAGCAGCAGCAGCAGCAACAGCAGCAGCAGCAGCAGCAACAGCAGCAGCACCAGCAAAAACAGCAGCAGCUGAAUGCCAAGGACUGUCCGUGGAUACCACCACACUACCACCAUCAAAAUGACGACGAUCAGCAGCAGCAGCAACAGCAGCAACAGCAGCAACAGCAGCAGCAGCAGCAGCAGCAGCAGCAGCAGCAGGAGGAUUUGGGUUACUGCAGCAGAUUGAAUCGGCAUGGAGACAAGCAGAAGAAGAACAACAUACAAAUAGAUUGA
Messenger RNA from Eimeria mitis, 435 nucleotides. RefSeq lists its product as uncharacterized. Bases 1 to 435 code for a protein of 144 amino acids. NCBI's taxonomy places the organism in Eukaryota, Apicomplexa, Conoidasida, Eucoccidiorida, Eimeriidae. The transcript is spliced from 5 exons. The record is from RefSeq and is a predicted model, not a curated record.